AUGUUUAUGAAUAAGGUGUUUAGAAGAGGUAUUCACACUGUUCCUAGGUUGCCGGGCGUCUCUCGGCUCCUAGAAUCAGGGAUCCCACAUGUUAUGAGUGCGAACACAUUUAAGGCUACCUGGACUGACCAACAGCAACUAUUAUGUGAUAAACUUAGCUUAGCAUCUGCUGGCACCACUUUGGAAUCAUACUUGCCAUUCCAUUUGGUGCUACACACCGCUAAGAAACCAUAUCUAACGAACAUUUUCAACUUAGCCAGUGCCCUUCACAACAACCACUUGUUUGUGGAAAAUAUACUACCUAUGGAACAAGUUACACAACCAUCGCGUGAAUUUUUGCAAAGGGUGGAGACCCAGUAUGGCAUGCCAUGGGAAAACUUUAAGGAUGAAAUGGUCAGGCGUUCAGAAGAAGAUGUAUUGGGACAAGGAUGGCUUUUCCUAGUGGAGAAUGAUGCCAAAGAGUUACAUAUUCUAACUGUCCAAAAUAACGGUACUCCAUACUACUUUGCCAGAAAUCAAUCCUUUGAUUUGAACAGCGCCCUUUCUUUAGAAGACAUGGAACAGUUUGUCACUAUGAGAGACCUUUUAGCUACCGACCCUAACGUCAAGGACUGGACCAUGCCAGUUAUUGCUAUCAGCUUGUGGGACCAUGCUUAUUUGAAGGACUACGGUGUAAAGGGUAGAUCUCAGUUCGUGAGAAAGUGCUUAGACAAUUUGAAUUGGUCUGCCGUUAACAAUAGGCUAUUCUCCAAAAUGUAA
Molecule: messenger RNA, 759 nt
Organism: Kluyveromyces marxianus DMKU3-1042
Lineage: Eukaryota; Fungi; Ascomycota; Saccharomycetes; Saccharomycetales; Saccharomycetaceae
Gene: RSM26
Product: mitochondrial 37S ribosomal protein mS42
Exons: 1
Coding region: 1-759 (252 amino acids)
Biological process (GO): superoxide metabolic process
Molecular function (GO): superoxide dismutase activity; metal ion binding
Source: RefSeq, a predicted model, not a curated record